Messenger RNA from Aspergillus udagawae, 1830 nucleotides. RefSeq lists its product as uncharacterized. Bases 1 to 1830 code for a protein of 609 amino acids. The record is from RefSeq and is a predicted model, not a curated record. Gene Ontology annotation, molecular function: zinc ion binding; DNA binding; DNA-binding transcription factor activity, RNA polymerase II-specific. The transcript has a single exon. Gene Ontology annotation, biological process: DNA-templated transcription; regulation of DNA-templated transcription. Lineage: Eukaryota; Fungi; Ascomycota; Eurotiomycetes; Eurotiales; Aspergillaceae.
AUGCCAUCCUCCCCGCAAAGUCCGAAUCAAACCCCAGCUACGACGUCCAAAAGACCCGCCCCCAGAGGCACUGCUGCGUAUCCGCGCAAGCGAGCCGUCACAGCCUGUCAGGUCUGCCGUGCUCGACGCACCAAAUGCGACAACCUCAAGCCAUCCUGUUCAUUCUGCCUAAAGGUCGGGGCGAAAUGCAUCCAAUCACCCGUGGAUCUUUCUAGCUACGACCCGGCAAGUAUCAAAAUUCUCGAGCGGUUGGACGAGAUCGAACAGCACAUCUUGCGCUCCCAGGGCGACGCUACGGAUUUUCCUCCGAAAUCACCAGAAAACGUUCUACCCAAGCCGACGGUAACCUCGAAAGUCGAGACGGUAGAUCCAGCGCGGGUGCUUGUUCAACCGCUGGAGAACAUCCUUCAGUGGCAAUGUCUCGGGCUCGAUCCUACCACCCCUGGAAUGCAGGAGCAGGUAUCGCCAGCAUGGUCUGACACCACCAAUCUCGCAGCGGUUGAUCUCAAUGCGCAAUUUACCGGUUCAGCCGUGGACCGAUUCUUCACACAUGUCCAUGUCAAGAACCCCAUCCUCAACGAACGCGAGACGCGCCGCCUCUUUACCCGCAUCUCCAUGCAUGGGAUCGACUGGUCUCCCGACUCGUGCCUGGCCUUGUUAGUCUGCGCAUUGGGGACACUAGCCACUCCAUUCGGCGAGGACCAGUGCCAGACACAUCCCGGUACCGAGGUCUACCAGACUGCGCAAUCCCUUUACACGGCGGCCCAGAAACGCAUCGGGAGCGUCUUCUGCUCGGGAGGCUUGAGGGAGGCUCAAUGUCUGUUUUUAUCCGGGGUCUACAUGAUGAGUAUUUUCCAGCGGGAGCAUGCGUGGAGAUACUUCCUACAGGCGCUGGCGUGCUGUCAACAGUUUUCUUUUCUUCGACCUGGGAACCGAUCCGGAGUGCCAUUGCAGAGCAACCGCAUCGCGGAGCAAGCAAUCUACUGGUCCGCCUGGAAAUCCGAACGAGAGAUCCGCCUUGAUCUGCAAGCGCCAGACUUUGCUCUCUCGCAGGCAGAACUGGCGAUCUAUCCGCCGUUCUUCCCUACCCCGCCGGAAUCGCACGAGGUUAUUCCUGCCUCUGAUCCUACCGCGAUGGCCAUGGAUGAGAGUGCACAGCGGGAACGUCUUGCGUGGUACUUUUACUUGUCCGAAAUCUCUCUUCGGCGGCUACAUUUCCGAGUCGCCAGUUCCAUUCUCCACGUGCCCGUCUCGCCGGAAUCUGACUUACUGGAGGAACUGGCCAAGGCGACGGAGGAGCAUGAGGAGCAAGCUCAGGAAUGGGUUACUGCCUUGCCGGCUAUUCUCUCACUCCAAGCUCCACCUGAAAACGACGAUAUCUCUCAUUUCAUCUUGAGGGGACACCUCCUCAACUUCUACGAGAUGAUCUACUGGCCUUUCAUAGACGCAGCAAUCAACCGGACAGGUUGCCAGCAUACCCAUAGAUGGAGUCCUUUACUCUGCAGCCUCGUCCAGAAAGGUCUCCACCGCCAUGUGGAGAGGAUGUAUGUAAAUCAGCCGGGAUUCUAUCAUCGGCACCAUGGCACGGUGUGUCUGAUUCGGUCCUGUAACCGGAGUGCCUUGACCCUGCUGGCUGCAGCUUCAGUGGUACAAUCUUCUUUGGAACAAGGAGUGCCAUCGCCUCUAAUGCUACCUGAGAACUGGAAACACGCGGUUGCGCUGGCGAUCGAUCUGAACAGGUAUUGGGAGGGGGAGUCCGCGGACUGCAGGUUCAUACGUCCGAUAUUGGAGUUACUCUGGGCGCGAGUACGAAUUUUGGAUACUGCAUAG